ACAUUUUCGUACCCACACUAUAAAUGGUCCUUUUAGACACUCUUUGUGUCUCAUUCAAUAACUGUGUUUUCCUUGUGCUCUGUAUUGAGGGCCAUUGUCUUAAGGUGUGUAGAAAUGGAUUGCAUUAGCCUUCUUUUCAGGCACUUGUACAUGUGGAUGUUCUCGCCUUUGCAACACCGUUUCUUCUUCAGAUUUACUCACUUAAAUUACUGCUGUUACAGUCAGCAAGAUUAAGCAUAGCUUGUUCUAGGCGUAGCUUUUCUCUCAGGAACUAGGUACACUAUUUGAUAAGAGCUAGCUAACCGUGUGAUGAUGUUAGUUUGUAGAGUGUUUGUGCUGUUGUGUGUGACGAUCGUUGCCCUCGGUCACGGGGUCAGCAAUCCGGUGGAGCUCAUUCAGAGGGAGAAUGCCAAGGUGGCCUUGGCCAGCAGUAUAUCGUUCAAGUUGUCCACUACCUCACUGAACAAGUCUGGUGAGUGGGUGGAGGUCUCCUGGGAUAAUGUGGACAGCCCUGACGACUACGACUGGGUGGGCGUAUUCUCCCCUCCCCUCAACGAUAUCUAUCAGAUCAACCUCCAACAACAGGCUCCUGUUAAACUACAGUUUGCCAGUUACUCGGAGACCCACUUGACUGGUGGUUAUGGCUCUCUCAAGUUCACGCUCAUGAACAUGCGAGACGAGUACAUUUUUGGCUUCUUCAGAGGAGGUCUCAAUAAACCCACUCUUGUGUCCAUCAGCAAAACUGUCUCAUUUUACAACUACAACGAACCAACACAGGCACACCUUGCACUCACUGGGGAUCCCACCGAGAUGAUCCUCCAGUGGACGUCACGUGAUCGUCUCAUGCCCGUGGUCUACUGGGGCAAAGAGAGUGGAGAUUAUGAGUAUAAGAAAACUGCUGAGACAACAUCGUACAAUGCUACUGACAUGUGCGGGAGCCCUGCCACUGACUGGGGCUGGAGGCACCCAGGUCUACUGCACCACGUCACUCUAGACAAUCUGACUCCAGGAGAGAUACACUAUUACAAGUACGGAGACUACUAUGCAUGGAGUCCAGAGUACAGCUUCAGAGCCUCCCCCUCUGCCGGUGCUGAUGUCACCACCACUGUCAUCACUUAUGGCGACAUGGGGUGUGGUCAGGUUGAUGACACACUCUUCCUAGCGGAGGAUAUUCAGCCGCACUCAUUUGACACAACUGACCUCAUUUUGACCAUGCUUGAUGACAUUGACUUUGUCCUCCACAUCGGGGACAUCAGCUACGCACGAGGGUUCUCCGCUGUCUGGGACAUCUUUAUGGACCAGAUAGAGCCCAUUGCUGUCCGGGUCCCCUACAUGGUGUGCAUUGGCAAUCACGAGAGGAACUGGUACGACACCUAUCCUGGGAUAUUCGACAACCCCGAGUCAGGUGGCGAGUGUGGCAUCCCUCACUACAAGAGGUUCCUCAUGCCCCGCCCAGGGGAGGACAUGGCCUGGUUUGGGUUUGAUUAUGGCCUGAUCCACUUUGUGAUGAUGAGCACGGAGCACGACUUUGACAUUGGCACUGAGCAGUACUACUUCUUAAAGGAACACCUGGAGAGUGUGGAUCGUAGCGUCACCCCCUGGCUCAUCUUCACCGGACACAGACCAAUGUACAUAGCCAGCUCUGAAAUUGAGGACCAUCAAGUAGUGGCUCAGAACCUCAGAGACAACAUCGAGGACCUCCUCUAUGACAAUAACGUUGAUAUAGCGAUGUGGGCCCACCACCACUCGUACCAGCGCACUUGUGCCGUGUACAAGGAGGUGUGUACGGACGGAGCUCCCAUACACACUGUCAUUGGAAUGGGAGGACGGGAGUUGUCCACUGACCUCAUUCCAACUGAGACUCCGGAUUGGAUUGAAGCUGUUGACUAUUAUCACUAUGGUUACGCCAAGAUCACUGCAGACUCAAGCAGUUUGACGUGGGAAUUUGUCCGAGAUGAAGAUAGCACCACCUACGACGAGAUCGUCCUCUCACGAGAUGUCCAGCAGCGCUCCCACAACUCAAAGGUCAAAGGGCGCCACUCGAGUGUCAAAGGGCGCCACUCGAGUGUCAAAGGGCGCCACUCUAGUGUCAAAGGGCGUCACUCAAGCGUCAAAGGGCGUCACUCAAGCGUCAAAGGUCGGCAUUUUGAUCGAACACCAAAGGAUUUUCAUUCCAAACACACUCCUGAUGAUGAGAUUUUGGAACCUUACCAGGACGCUAAUGAACUUUAGAUAUAACAGACACUGUACUUUAGGUAGAAAUAGGUAUCGAUGUACACAUUUUGUAUAGAAACAAAAACUGUGCAGAUAAAUAAUGGAACAUUGAGUUUGUGUUAACAGUACUGUUCUUUGUCACAGAGAAAAAUGCAAUUAAUGUUCAUAUGCAUGCAUGUCAUGCACUGUAACCGAGAAACAAAAGCUCUUAGAUCAUGUAUAUACCGGUAACAUGUCUCAUACAUUAUUUUCACUGUCAACAUAAUAAUUAUAAUUAUUGUGUCAAAUUGAAA
Halichondria panicea is the source of this 2507-nucleotide messenger RNA. RefSeq lists its product as uncharacterized. Bases 310 to 2232 code for a protein of 640 amino acids. The transcript is spliced from 15 exons. The record is from RefSeq and is a predicted model, not a curated record. Gene Ontology annotation, molecular function: metal ion binding; acid phosphatase activity. Lineage: Eukaryota; Metazoa; Porifera; Demospongiae; Suberitida; Halichondriidae.